CAACUUUCUUUCUUCUAACUUGUGCCUCCCCAAACACAAAUAUCAAGUCUUCUUCACAUUUCCAACUAUACUACACGAUAUAUACAUAUAUACACUAUAUAUACAUUUCCAACUAUAUAUACACUAUAUAUUCUAAGACAGUUCCUGCUCCUGCUUCCUUUUUCUCAUUAUAUGUGACAAAGGCAGACGGACAGUUAUGGGCUGCUUUCAGUCCAAAACCACCGAUCUCCCAUCCCCUGAUCAACAUCCUCCUCCUCUUUCAAACCAACUCAGAUCUAGAUGAGAACGGGGCGCAGCCGGCAGUGCCCGCAUUCAAGGAGUUCGGACUGACGGAGCUGCGGGCUGCUACCAACGGAUUCAGCAGCGAGCUCAUAGUGUCAGAGAGUGGAGAGAAAGCUCCCAAUGCUGUUUACAGAGGGAAGCUGAAGAACAACCGAGUGGUGGCCAUUAAGCGAUUCUCAAAGCAGUCAUGGCCCGACCCUCACCAGUUUGUUAACGAAGCUACUGUGGUUGGGAAAGUACGUCACAAGAGAUUGGUGAAUUUAAUCGGCUGUUGCGCCGAGGGGGACGAGCGCUUGUUGGUCGCUGAGUAUAUGCCCAAUGAUACCCUCUCUAAGCAUCUCUUCCACUGGGAAAAACAGCCUUUGCCAUGGGAAGUGCGCCUUAGAGUUGCGUACCAUAUUGCACAAGCCCUUGAUCACUGCAGCGCUGAAAACCUUAAAAUUUAUCAUGAUUUAAAUGCUUACAGAGUUCUUUUUGAUGAGGAUGGUGAUCCUCGAUUAUCUAGUUUUGGACUAAUGAAAAAUAGCCGAGAUGGAAAAAGCUACAGUACUAAUUUGGCUUAUACUCCUCCUGAAUUUUUGAGGACAGGCAGGGUCAUCCCUGAAAGUGUGAUUUACAGUUAUGGAACUGUUCUCCUGGAUCUUUUAAGUGGAAAGCAUAUCCCUCCCAGCCAUGCAUUGGAUUUGAUAAGAGGAAAAAAUUUAUUGUUGUUAAUGGAUUCUUCCCUCGAAGGACAAUAUGCUAAUGAAGAUGCCGGCGAAUUGGUUGAAUUGGCUUCAACAUGUCUUCAGUAUGAGUUUAGAGAUCGACCUGAUAUUAAAUUCCUCCUUUCAGCUGUAGCACCUCUUCAAAAGCAGAAAGAGGUUGCAUCACAUAUCCUAAUGGGUCUAUCAAAAACCCCAGUGGUGCAGCCAACUAUGCUUUCCCCGCUUGGAAAGGCAUGUGCUAGGAUGGAUCUUACUGCAGUGCAUGAUAUCUUGCUUAAAACUGGUUAUAAAGAUGAAGAAGGUGCAGAAAAUGAGCUGUCAUUCCAAGAGUGGACACAACAGGUUCAAGAUAUGCUGAAUACAAAGAAAUUUGGGGAUAUUGCAUUUAGAGACAAGGAUUUUAAAAAUGCUAUUGAUUAUUACUCAAAGUUGGUAUCGAUGAUGUCUGUUCCUUCUGGUACCGUAUUUGUGAGAAGAGCCCUCUCAUACUUGAUGAUUGGUCAACCAGAACUUGCCUUGAGAGAUGCCAUGCAGGCUCAGGUGUGCCUGCCCGAAUGGCCCACUGCCUUAUAUGUGCAAGCUCUUGCCCUGUCCAAGCUUGGAAUGGAAACUGAUGCGCAGGACAUGCUUAAUGAUGGAGCCUCAUUUGAAGCAAAAAAGCAGAAUGGCUGGCGUGUCCAAGCAAGCAAUCUUAAGCAUUGAGGCAGUAUCUUUUAUUUCUUGAUUCAUUUGCCUGUGUUUGUCGUGUGAUGCUGAGAGCUUGGAAGAAGAUGGUGGGUGUGAGGAUCAUUUUGAGUGGAGAGUCGUUUAAUUAUGUUGGAGAAUAGUUUGACAUAAAGAAAUGUGUAAAUGAUAAUAAAAAUGAAGAAAUAAUUAGACAAGUGGCCAGCGACUUUGAUUUUGGUGGUACUGAUUUUCUGCUACAAGUUUGGCUUGGUGGUGGUAUGGUUAUUUAUUUUGUUAUGGAAUUAAAUAAAGCAAAAAAGAUUUAAGCAAUAAUUGGCAAUAAGGCGGACUGAAAAGAAAA
Messenger RNA from Durio zibethinus, 2016 nucleotides. Its product is annotated as serine/threonine-protein kinase BSK2-like. Gene Ontology annotation, biological process: protein phosphorylation; brassinosteroid mediated signaling pathway. The record is from RefSeq and is a predicted model, not a curated record. Lineage: Eukaryota; Viridiplantae; Streptophyta; Magnoliopsida; Malvales; Malvaceae. Gene Ontology annotation, molecular function: protein binding; ATP binding; protein kinase activity.